Branchiostoma belcheri (Belcher's lancelet) is the source of this 1837-nucleotide messenger RNA. RefSeq names its product beta-hexosaminidase subunit beta-like. The record is from RefSeq and is a predicted model, not a curated record. Bases 14 to 1837 code for a protein of 607 amino acids. Gene Ontology annotation, cellular component: membrane. Lineage: Eukaryota; Metazoa; Chordata; Leptocardii; Amphioxiformes; Branchiostomatidae. Gene Ontology annotation, biological process: glycosaminoglycan metabolic process; ganglioside catabolic process; carbohydrate metabolic process. The transcript is spliced from 13 exons. Gene Ontology annotation, molecular function: beta-N-acetylhexosaminidase activity.
UAUUCCAGCAAAGAUGCAGCAGCGUACGUGUUUGGUGGCACUCUUAGUCGUAGCGCUCAGUCUUCAGGCAUCCUUGGCGGAAUGGUCGUACCAGACGUCGUGGUUUGAGAAGGCGCGGGAGGACAAGGUGGCCCGGGGAACCGUCUGGCCGAAGCCGCUAUCCGCGACCACCGGCACCGGCACGCCCGCGCGGUUCUCUCUCGAUCCCGGCAAGUUCAAAUUGGUGGCAGACUCCAGCUCAGCAGCAGGGACUGAUAAGGAGUGUAAGGAAAUCGUGGAUCACGCCUUGAGUAGGUAUGCCGAUCUGCUGUUCUGGAUCCCUGAGGACGAGAGGGUGAGUGUGUCUGGGGACGAGACUGUGGAUCAGCUGGUGGUGACAGUGACGUCACCCUGCAGCAGGUAUCCUAGUCGUGACAUGGACGAGUCGUACGCGAUCUCGGUAGGCUACGACGGAGCGACGCUUCGGGCCCCAACCGCAUGGGGCGCUCUUAGGGGGUUGGAGACAUUCAGUCAGCUUUUGUACGAAGACAACGGCAAGCAUGUGAUCGACAGAGUGACCAUCAGUGAUUCUCCCAGGUUUACGCACAGAGGCAUCAUGGUAGACACGGCCAGGCACUUCAUCCCUCUCCCAUACAUCCUGCAGAAUCUGGACGCGAUGGCUUACAACAAGAUGAACGUGUUCCACUGGCACAUGGUGGACGAUCAGUCCUUCCCCUUCCAGAGUACCACUUUUCCAGACCUCAGCGGAAAGGGAGCAUACACCAGGAAGCACGUCUACACGCAUGAUGACGUCAGCAAAGUGAUCGAGUUUGCGCGCCUGCGCGGAAUCAGGGUCAUCCCAGAAUUCGAUUCCCCCGGUCACAUGAUGUCGUGGGGUCAAGGUCAUCCGGACCUUCUGACCAGGUGCUCCCCCACAGAUUUCCAGCCGGACAUCUACUACUUAGGCCCCGCCAACCCUGCCCGUGAGGAGACCUACACCUUCAUGCAGAGUCUGUUCCAAGAAAUCCGGGAGGUCUUCGCGGACGAAUGUUUCCACGUCGGGGGUGACGAGGUCCGCUUCCAGUGCUGGAUGAGUAAUGAGGAAGUACAACAGUUCAUGCGGCAAGAGGGGUUCCCUAACACUACAGAAGGGUUCGCUAAUCUGCAGGGACACUACAUAAAAAGGAUCCUUGACAUCCUCCAUCAGAUCCCCCAGAGGACAAGAGGCAUCGUCUGGCAGGAAGUGUUUGACACCGCCAGUAUCGCUAACGAUCUCACGGACUUGAGUCUGGACACGAUCGUCCACGUGUGGGAGUGGAACGACACGAGGUUCCAGGGAGAACCGUUUAAGGAGGAGCUGGCGAAGGUUACCCGGGCCGGGUACAACGCCAUUCUGUCGUCAUGUUACUACCUCAACUAUAUCAGCUACGGACGGGACUGGCCGCAGUACUACGAUUGUGACCCACAAGAUUUUCAGGGGACGCGGCAACAGAAGGACCUGGUUCUCGGUGGGGAAGCCUGUCUGUGGGGUGAAUGGGUGGAUUCUACUAACUUCGUCCCUCGGAUGUGGCCCCGUGCCAGUGCGGUAGCAGAGAGGCUGUGGAGCCCGCAGAGUGUGACUGACUCCGCCGCCGCAUCACCCAGGAUGGAGGAACACAGGUGCAGGAUGGUCAGGCGAGGCAUCCCGGCACAGCCCCAGGGCCCCAGCUACUGUAAGUACGAGUGGAACAUCCAGGGUGACCUGCCGAACUACCGUCCGGUCAUCACGUCAUCUGGGCCGCGUGUGGCGGCAGCAGGGCUGCUUCACAGCGUGGUGCUGAGCGUCUUGGUCCUGGCGGCUGCCAAGUUAUGGGCCUAA